Cavenderia fasciculata is the source of this 585-nucleotide messenger RNA. RefSeq lists its product as uncharacterized. Lineage: Eukaryota; Evosea; Eumycetozoa; Acytosteliales; Cavenderiaceae. The record is from RefSeq and is a predicted model, not a curated record. The coding region runs from base 1 to 585 and encodes 194 amino acids. The transcript has a single exon.
AUGUCUAACCUCGCCUGCAACCAACAGGCCCCACAACAGGCACCCGCCGGACUCGACAGUGUCCCAGUCUCAUCGACCAGUCCCUCCUCAUCCCCCAAUCUCUCGUCCUCCUUUAAGUCGUCCCCUCCCAUCCCAGCUAUCCCAUUUUCAUGGAGAAACAACUCGUGCAACUCGACCCCCAUUGCCACGACCAACUCCUCCUCGUUUAGCCCACUCAAGACAUCAUCGCCCAUCACCUUUUUAGGCGACACCUCAGCCGCUGCCGAACGACUCCCCACCCCCAGAGAAGUCAAGAUCAACACGCUUCCAAACCCAUUCGUCAACGACCGUAACAGCAGCUCCAACCUAAACGCUUCAAGUGUCGACGUUAAAUUCACCUCUCCAACCUUCUUUUCAAACAAUAGUUCACUCAAAGUUCCAUCUGAAUUGUUAAAGGCCGGUGGUGGAUCGACCUCCCCAAUCACCAAUGGCAAUGUAUCAUCUUCUCCAACCCCAUCAUCUGGUUCAAACUCUCCUGCCAAUGUUGCAGCUGUUGGUCUAACCAAACUACAGCAACAAAAUUUAAUUUUAAACUGUACAUACUAA